CACUCCAUCGAGAUCGACUUCCUCUGUUCAACUUUCGGCCCACACCCCUGCAACUUCCAGCCAACACCUCUGAUACGUUUUCUUCGUCGAUCCGGCCAUCGUGAACAGAUUUAACCUAUUGUUUACACAUCUAUCGAUACAGCAGAUGCAACAGACAAGUUAUUCAAGUAAAAGUUGAAUAGAACAAAUAAGCAUCAUUGAUAGACCUUAAACAAAAAAGAGAGGAGGCGCAUAUCUUCCGGAUGGAUUCAGCCAACGGGGACAAGCCUCUGAGAAAGAUUUCAGAAGCUUUCAAGGACAUCGCCAACUGUAUUAACUCCCAAAACCCUCAACAACUGGAGCUCGCCCCUUUCUCUCAAGCUUGUUCUCUUGUUUCCCCUCUCUUCCGAUGCCUUGGUAUUGCAUUCAAGUUCGCCGAAAUGGACUAUGUUGCCAAGGUGAACGAUCUCUGUGAGACUUCGAAGUCAAUAUCGACCUUGCAAUUGAUGAUGGAAAGGGAUAUUGAAGAAAAUUGUGUGAGGAAGCCUGGCAGUCACACGAGGAAUCUUUUGAGGGUGAAGCGCGGUUUGGAUAUGGUUAGAGUGCUGUUUGAGCAGAUUAUAACAUCAGAGGACAAUUCUCUAAAGAAUCCAGCAUCAAAAGCUUAUGCAGAAGUAUUUUCUCCAUAUCAUGGAUGGGCUAUAAGAAAAGCUGUUGCUGCAGGAAUGUAUGCCCUUCCCACAAAAGCACAGCUGUUGCAAAAGCUUAAUGAAGAUGAAGUAUCUGCGAAGUCUGAGAUGCAAAAUUAUGUUACCGCAUCCACUCUGGUCGUUUUGUACAUCGACAAGCUUUUCCUGUCAAGAGAACUGGGCACAGACUGGUGAAUGGUUGAGUCACUCGAUUAUAAUCCACUUCUACUAAUUUAAUCCUAUCCUCUGCUUAACUUUUUGUAUAUCUUUCUCUGAUGUCAUUCAACAAUUCUUAAGUCGAAAUUGGCACCUGUUUCUUUUCUUGAGAUCACAUUCAUUGCUUACAAGGAUUCAUC
This is a messenger RNA of Cynara cardunculus var. scolymus (artichoke), 1024 nucleotides long. Its product is annotated as accelerated cell death 11. The coding region runs from base 243 to 863 and encodes 206 amino acids. Lineage: Eukaryota; Viridiplantae; Streptophyta; Magnoliopsida; Asterales; Asteraceae. Gene Ontology annotation, cellular component: cytosol; cytoplasm; membrane. The record is from RefSeq and is a predicted model, not a curated record. Gene Ontology annotation, molecular function: ceramide 1-phosphate binding; ceramide 1-phosphate transfer activity. The transcript has 6 exons. Gene Ontology annotation, biological process: intermembrane lipid transfer; ceramide transport.